Psylliodes chrysocephalus is the source of this 1533-nucleotide messenger RNA. Lineage: Eukaryota; Metazoa; Arthropoda; Insecta; Coleoptera; Chrysomelidae. The record is from the annotation of a GenBank genome assembly.
AUGUAUCAAACUAACGAUGAAGAAACUGAUGCCACUUACCAAAUCGGAGAGAAUGUUUUUAUACCUAUUUUAAAAGUAAUAAAACGACACCACGUAGAACUACUCAUGAAACGGUACGAUAUGGGUACCUACAUCAUGUUUGAACACCAACUGGAAAAUUGGAGAGACAGUAUUGGACUACUGUUAGUGAACCAAUGUACCAAUAAUUUUUCUUCAUUCAGCAAUAUAAGCACUUCGCCAUCUAAGUCGCGUAUAGUUUCUAGAGAGAGUACACCUACUCGCUUCAUGCCCUACGAAAGACCAACUACCCCAGAAGAAUACAUUUCUUUAGCUGGUAUCUUGAAUGCAACUCACAAAGGUUUAAUGCUUACAGAAUACUAUACAAAGUUUAAUAAGUUUAAAGAGGAGCAGCGUAUUCUUCUGGUAGGCUUAAUCGCAGGUUAUUAUGAAGAAAAGUCGCUUCAAUUGACCUUAGCAUUAAGUCACCGUUUAGAACAGGAAAUUUUGGAGCGGUUCCCUACAGAAAAAUUGGAAUUUUAUCGUGUUGCUAAAAGAGGCAAAAUUUAUAAUAAAUACUGCAACAUGAAAUCUACUUUUAAAUCAGCUGUAUCUGGCCACGUUGUACAAUCAAAAUCAAAAACCAAAGAAAAGGAAACUCGGCACGAAAAAACUUUUGAACCUAAAGACAAUGCAGAAAGUUGCAUUCGUUGUUUGAAAUAUGAUAAUUUGAGUGUUGAGGAAUUCGACCAAUGUUGGAGGGCAUGUUCUAGAUAUCGCUUGACUCAAAUAAAUAAUCUUGCUUCAACAAAAUCUAUAAUGGAAACAUGGCCCUUUAAUAAAACUCCUUCAGGAUAUCGUUUGAUUGACAUAGACUAUAAAAUUUCUUUUGAUGACAACGAUGGCCUUAUUUCAAAGUGGGAUAAUUAUUUUGAUAAACUUGUUAAGUUUUUAUCAAGCGAUGGACACAUAAAAGAUAAGAAAAUUAAAACAAUGGUAGAUAAUGUAAGGAAAACUCCUGAUUUAUCCGAAAACGGAAAAAAUGCGGCAAUUUUUUGGGCGUUACAUGGCUACUUCGUUCCAACAAAAUUGGUUGUCCUAAAGAAAGAUGACAAGAAAACAAACACCAAAUAUACCAUUAAGGACUCUCAAGAAUCUUUUGUAUUUAUAGGAAAAUCACAGCAAGAAGUAGAAGACCAUCUCCUUCACAUAAAGAGCAUGAAGAUGUCUAUUCAGCCGUUCAUAUGUUGCGUUGAAAACAAAAACCCAUCAGCAAAUGAUCAACUACCUAAUGCUUGGAUUAAUUAUUUAAUAAAUGAUGUACUUGCCGUUUCUGGCCCUAGUUCAAGAAGUGAUGUAAUUUUAGCAUCUGAUGGAUCGGUCAAAGAUACUCCCUCAAAGCUAUUGGAUAAAAUUAAUCCAGUGCCUUGUGCCAAUAAGUUACAAACAAUAAAGAGAAAAGCUCAAACUGUAGCAACUGUUUUAAGCUCUCCAGAAAGUAUUGAUUCCCUGAAAAAGAAAAAAAGAGAAAAAUAG